AAACUAAGUUCAAAACUGAUUUGUGACUUUUAAUAUACUAACAGUAUUGAUGUAUUGCUUCUGGCAUCCUUUCAUAGUCUUGAGAAACAUUAAGGGGGUGGUAGAAAGGAAAAGAGGCUGUAGACCAGAACAUGGUAAAUGACCAGCAAGGCUGGUGUCCUUUCUGGAAUGCCAGGUGUCUCACGUGAGGGUUUGAGAAAAUUUUAAUACGCAGGAAUGUAUAAUUAUGACCCUUAUGUGGAUCUUACUGUAUUCUCUACUAUUAAAAUCUUCAGUUAUGGAAGUUUAAAUAUUUCUUCAGAAAAUACCAUUAGGAGCUCUAGAUAUUUGAGAUGCAUAGGAUUAUCCAGUUCCUGUGCCAGUCAUACGCUGGUGGCCUUAAUCUCUUGCAAAGAGUGUCUACCAUUUCAUUGUUUGUUUGUGAAAAUGUAUGUCUUCUAGCAAUUCUGGGUGUCUAACUUUGUUUCGUUGAAUACUCUCUUACCUUUUGUUACGAGACCAGGAAAACAGACGUCCCCGGUUUACAGUCUAGUGUUAGCCUGUUUCUUAUUUUAAACUCUAGCUUGCUGUCAUGCCAUCUGAGGGACCUGCAUUUGCAGUCUGUAGCAUAAUAAAUUGUUUUGUUAUGGUUUUUUUCUUCCCCAUUUCGUUCUCUAGAUCCUUAUUUCUCUCAUCUCACUGAAUCCUGUAGUUCUGCUGUGGUCUUGGGUUGAGUUGGUGCAGGUUGAGAUGCCCGUCAGGGCUUGAAACAAAUUUCUUGGUGCGUUUCUGCCCUGCGUGGAGGGUUGUGCUCCUGCAUCACCCAAAAGCGGCUCGCCAGCUGCCUGCUCUGGGGGCUGUAGGCUGAGGUGCUUGCCAUGGGUGCACAGGGAUGCGUUCAUCAUCGGCGUGCUGAGGUGGGGAUAGGUAGGAUCAGGGACAGGCUGGCUUACGAGUUUAUUGAGCUGAAGGCAUCACUGGUUUAUGAGAGAUGGUCGGGUUUGGGGGGGGGGGAUUACUACAAGGGUGAGAUUCUCUGAAAGAUUCUUGUUUGACAUGGAAGAGUCCUUUGGAAGGGUGAAAUCUCAUGGCCUUUUUUUGGUGACUUAGUCUCAUUCAAAGAGUUGUAGAAAGCCCAAUGAGAUCUCGCUUUGCGGCACUGUGUUGCCGGUAGUUGAUACCACUAGAUGCCAUGUCCUUCCCUUCCUGAGGAAGGGAUGCAGAUUUUACGAGUCUUCAGUACUCUGAACCUAACCAAGAAUUUUUUUUUUUUAAGUACACCCUUUUGCUUUUUUUUGAUGCAGCAGCUGUUUUUGAUCCAUGGUGGUACGUUCUUAUCAGCAGUUCAGGCAUGUGAGAAGUUCUGCUAUCCCACCUGACUUUUUAAGUGAUGGGGUUUGUACCCAUGUCUCUUUGUGGGCUUGGUAUGCGAGAGCUUCAUCCUUGCCCCUGGAAAAGGGAAUGUCGGGAUGGAGACCUUCUCGCCCCCAGCAUUCUCGGUGCCGAAGACCGACACGGUGUCGGCUAUUCUAGUUAUGUCUGCAGAACUUGUCCAGCUAUUCCAGCAGUCCCAGCUGCUGCUUCUCGUACUGAUCAGCCAGAUACUUGGCUUCCAGGUUUCUGAUACACUUGGACUUGUUGACUUCACUAAUGUUUCUGGCACUUCAACAAGGAUGUUGGUGUUUCGUUUGUCAGUGAUGAUCAAGCUUUUCUUCCAGUUGGAUGCAUCUGUUUGUCCUGAGAAGUGUGACUGCUCUUCAAAAAAUGCAAUUCAUUGCUCCGGUCCCCACCUAAAAGCCCUGGAAUCGUUAAAUCUGCCUUGCAACAUGACAGCAAUUCACAUAACGGACACUAAUGUAACAUACUUGCAGGAUGUUUUUUCUAGGAUGGUGGAACUGCAGCAUCUCAUCUUGUCUUCAAACAACAUCUCUCUGAUUUCACCAAUGGCUUUUAAAGGCUUGAGAAGGCUAAAAGUCCUCAAACUGCUAGAUAAUAAGCUGGUCGAACUACCCCCAGAAGUGUUUGAUGACAUGGUACAGCUUCAGCAAUUGAUCAUGGAAAAUAACAGGUUGAAAUCCGUAGAAGAAAAUCUGUUUGACAAACUAGCUAGUUUGGAGGAGCUUUUCUUGAACAAAAACCAACUAACAGCACUUCCUAGUGGCGUGCUGAAGAAACUCGCCAAACUCAAAGUACUGAACUUGUCGAGAAAUUAUUUGGCAGCACUGCCUAGAAAUAUAUUUAGUGCAUUAACCAAGCUUGAGAAGCUGAUGCUGUAUUUUAACAGGCUGUCUUCAAUAGAGUCUGGUAUGUUUGAUAGCCUGAAGGAGCUGCUGGAACUCUUCCUGCAUUCCAAUAACAUCCAGUCCAUUGCUCCUGAUGCAUUUCAUUGUCUUCAUAAGCUGAGAAGCCUAACGCUCUCCAGAAACAAGCUUGAGGUUUUGCCUCCUGGGCUCUUUCUGCACUUGCAUGACCUGUCUAAAUUGACCUUGUACAGGAACCCACUGAAGUCUCUUCCAGAAGUAUUGUUUGGAGAAAUGAGGCAUCUUGGUAGCCUGUGGCUGUAUCACACAAAGCUCUCGACAAUACCAGAUUUUGUGUUCAGUAACUUGACAAAUUUAGAGCUGCUUGUGCUGAGUUUUAAUCCAGAGCUUAGUGUUCUUCCUAAGAAUGUAUUCAGUGGUCUGAAUGAACUGCGGGGCCUUUCUCUGCAUACAAAUAAUAUUUCCAGUUUGCCAGAGGGCAUCUUCCUGAGCCUUCAGAAACUGCAGAACAUUUCCCUUUUUGAUAAGAGGCUUGAGGUUCUUCCUAGAAACCUCUUUCAUAAUCUCAAGCACCUUCAGAAAGUUUACCUGAAUAGUACUAAGCUGCAGUCCCUUCCUGGAGACUUCUUUACCACUUUACCUGAGCUGCAAGAAGUCUUCCUUGACGACAACCCUUGGAAAUGUGAUUGCCAAAUUCUUGGCUUCCAAGAGUGGCUCCAAAAGAGCAUGGAGGUAGUUAAAAAUGUGCCAUCUCUAAUCUGUCACAGCCCGCUGGCACUACAGAAUAUUUCUCUUGUGGCUCUAACAGUUGAUCACCUGAAGUGCCUGCCAACCACAGCCGUUACAUACCAGACGUUCAGCUCAACUUACUCCCAGACUUCGACUUCUCUUGUUUUGGAGCACUUAACAUCAUCUUGGGAGACUACUGUAACAGCAGUGUCCGACAUGGAUACCAGCACACCCACAUCAAUUCCUCUUGCAACUCCAGCUUUUACCUACUCACAUGUUGAACAUGUUGGACAGCCUAGGUUUCAUUUCUCAGAUGUUUCAACCAAAACUUCUGCCAGUGUCAUAGUACAAACCAACAGUGUCAGAGGAACAGAUUUAACUACUCUUGCCUGGUGGGAUGAGCUGCCAGCCCACAGGAGUGCUAAACCCUAUUUUAAUACCAGAGUUGCUUAUUGUCAGCUAUUCUUGUGCCUUCACAGUUUGAUUUUAGCACUUCAGACUGUAACCAUUGUGCUCAGUCUGUAUGUGAUGGGUAAAACCAGGCAACUCUUGCGCUCUAGAAAUAGUCCUGCUCAGCCUGUAGUUCUGAUAAAAUUUUUAAGAAGAUAGAGAAUACCAGCCAAAGAGGAUUAGAAACAUUGUUUUGGAUGCAUUUUGAGCAUUUCGGCAGUUGACACUUGAUUCAGAUAUGGAGUACAAAUCUUCAUAGCAAGAACCAUAAAGACCUUGUCUUUACAGCAUAAUGAAAACGUGCUUUUAGGUACCUCGCAGUGUUUGCCAAAAGUGGUUGUAAUCACUGUAUAUUGCUGCAGCACUUGGUGCGUGAACCCAGAGGGAGAGCUGAAAGAAAAAUCUGUGGUCACCUCUACGUGUGUACUACUGGUUUCCUGCUUGGGACUGCAGCCCUGUCCCUGCCUGAUGCCACUGCCUGCUGUCGUGCUCACGCCGCUCAGAUGGAAGCGGCAUCAACGCAGGGAAGCCUACAUAGGAACACAUCUUUAGCUGUGCUUUAAAGGUUGCCCCUAGUACUCCAAAUGCUAUUAUGCCUUAUACUGCCUGCAAUGUUUUGUCUCCUUAUUGAGAAAACAAAUGGUAUUUUUUGGGAGGAGAUGCUGGGGGACCUUUUAAAAAUGGGGGUGGGGGCAGAAUGGUAUGGUGCAAGUGUCUUAGGUUUUGCUUUCUGUCCUCAGCCCCUUUCCAGGACAUAGCCGGAGGAAGGGGUACCAUUUAAAGCUAACAGUGCUUUCGUCCAGCUUAACUAGAGGAAGAUAAGUAAAAUUCUGGGCUAGGAAGUAUAAUCUUGAUCUAUUUUGUUGUUUGGUUUUGAAACUUUAUAAUGUUACUACAACUCUGAAUUUUAAGUAAACACUUUCAUCCUUAAACUUUGACCAGUGGUCUGAAAAGCAAGGUGUUACUUGCUGCAUGAUGCAGUGAGUCUUGAAACCAGAGUACCAGGCAGAUGCCCAGGACUGAGGCUUGGCUCCACAGGAGCAUAGUUGGUUUGAGAGGUGGUCUUGACUGAGCUGGGAGAGAAAGGGGUGCUUUCUGCUGGGCUUGGCUAGCAAAACAUAGGCAUGCAGCAAAGUGGCAGGGAGCCUGCCUGAACUGAGGGUCCUGAAAUGUCACCACCUUUUUUUGCAGUUGGCUGGGGAACAUUCGCAUCUCCAUCAGAUUGUGGUAUGCAGUAGCAUAUACAGUCUCUGUAUUUUUUACCUUUUCUUAUUACGUAGUAUUACUCCCUGACUUCCAGCCCUUUCAAGUGUUGAUAUACAAAGGCAACUAUGAAGCAGUAGUGUGGGUUUUGAUCUUCAUACUGAAAUGUUUAUUAAUAUUUUGAAUUAUAUGAAUAUUUUAGUUUGUAAGUAGACUGGUAGCUGUCAGACUGCAUGUGCUUUGGGAGCUCUUGGACUUAACUAUUAGCUUUUAUCUUAAUUAUGUGACUUAGCUUGUUCUUAAAAGCUCUGAUGUGCUAAAAAGCCUCUGGAUGUGGUUCCCUGGCUACUUGGGCAGGCGAUGUUAUACUCUAGGAGUCCUUUCAUAGCCUUACUGGCUUUCUAACUAGAGGUCUUUCCUGAAUGGCCUUGAAAUGGCACAUUGCAAGCCUGAGGUGAAGAGAGCUUACAUUUGCUGCAGGUUUGUGGCUUGUUCCCUGCUGUGUGUUACUCUAGGCAAUGAGAAUAAACGACAUUUCAGGGUGCUCUGCUGCUGCACUUGAAUUCCUCUUCUAGGCUGUGAAAAGAGACAGUGUGCUUCUGUGGUGUUAAAUAACCAUUGUCUUGCUGGUGAGGUUUAACAAAAUUUAGCAACCCUGGCUAAAUAGUAGUUAGAGCUGUCUCUAAAGAAGGAGAAAUAGGAGUCACUACAGCUGGUACAAAGCAAACUGGGACUGGUUUCAUAAACAGAAGCUCCAGAAUAUUUAUUGCAAUAUAUUUGAGAGAAGCACAAAACCAGCAUGAAGCUGUCUCGGUGGUGGUUCUGGGUGGUUGCAUGCUAGUGCUUAAAAGGAGGCAGUUGUUACAAAUUUAGGUUCUUGGUUGGGCAACUGUAAUGACCACUUAGUGUUGUGCCAGCUCCAGUGCUGUCUUACUGGUGCCACGCAAGCAUCUGCUCGCAGCAGGCAGGAGAUAAGUAUAAUCUGGACCAACGAGGAAAUUGUUCUACAAACCAUGCUGGUUAUUGUUUGCCUGGGUGAGGCACUGAAGAAGAGCGCCCGUGGCUAUGGGCACUUGGAUGCACACUGUCCGAUUUCUAAGAAAAAGCAACAGGUUGGUCACCACAUGGGUGUACCACACCCUGAUGUCCGACCUCUGGAAGAGCAGUGGAUUAGCAGCAACUGCUAUCUUUCUGAACCCUCCUCCGGCUUCCCCGGCCCUGCUGGGUCUCUGCGCUGCUCCUUUGGCUCCCGUUGCGCACUCGCUGAGCUCUGGCACGUGGGGGCUUUGGCACGGGGCUGCGUACAAUCAAGUGCUAAGAGGAGGAUGAUUUGUCUUUACAUGCUGUCAUCGGGCUUUCCCCGUGCUUGA
Molecule: messenger RNA, 5992 nt
Organism: Harpia harpyja (harpy eagle)
Lineage: Eukaryota; Metazoa; Chordata; Aves; Accipitriformes; Accipitridae
Product: platelet glycoprotein V-like
Exons: 2
Coding region: 1449-3578 (709 amino acids)
Cellular component (GO): plasma membrane
Molecular function (GO): protein binding
Source: RefSeq, a predicted model, not a curated record